This is a messenger RNA of Ectocarpus sp. CCAP 1310/34, 2233 nucleotides long. The record is from the annotation of a GenBank genome assembly. Lineage: Eukaryota; Phaeophyceae; Ectocarpales; Ectocarpaceae.
AUGCCUCCACACAGCAAGAAACCCCUCGUCCUCCUUGCCGCGGCCCUCGCCGCCCCCCUCCCGCCGCGAGCUCGGUCGGCGAUGAUCGUCCCCCUCAUCCCGCCCCCCUACGACGAGCAGUUCUCCGGAGAUGCCACGUACUACGGGGUCACCCCCGACGGGGACGGCAACUGCGCGAUCCGAUCCCCGCUCCCUGAGAUGUACGACGGGAUGAUCCCGGUCGCCCUGAACGACGAGCAGUACGCGGACUCGUACAUGUGCGGCGCGUGCAUCGAGGGGGAGGGCUCCGGGGAGGGGGAGGGCGGGGACCCCGUGGAAGGGGCGUUCAAGGCGUACGUGACAGACAGGUGCCCAGAGUGCUUAUUCGGCGAUCUGGACUUUGCCGCGGACGGAGACGGUCGGUGGGACAUCUCGUGGCACUUCGUCCCCUGCGAGGGUAGCUCUGACCAGACGUUCCUCUUUGAGGGCAGCAACGAGUUCUACUGGAAGAUCCAGCCCCGCGGAGGGCGUUCGCCUGUGGAGAGGCUCUGGAUCAACGGUGACGAAGCCGAACGCUCGGAGGAUAACUUUUUCAUUCUCGAGGGAGGCCCGUUCGACGGAGAGCAAGAGGUGCACACCAAGACUGUGCUCAACAAGCGGAGAAGGCAGAGGGUCGCCAUGGCGUAGAUAUAUCUCACCACCGAGACUGCUUUGCGGAAGAGGAGGGGAAAAGCUCGCGAGCAAGGCUGCCUGGAACAGGAGGAGGAAGCAGAGCGUUGCUGCUAUGGAGUACCCCUGAGAAAGGGAGACAGCAGAUCGUUGCUGCCAUGGUGCAGCUCACAGCCAGACCGUCUUGUGACAGUAGGAGGAAGCGGAGCGUUGGUGCCACGAUGUAGCUCACGCCAAUACUGCGGAGGGAGAGGGAAAAGCAAAGCGUGGCCAUGGUGAUCCUCGCAGCAAUAACGUCCUGAAGAGGGUCAGGAAGCAAUAGUGUUGCUGCCUUGGAGUAGAUCGUAGCAAGACUCAAGUACCUCUUUCCUUUCUUGGCUAGGGUCGCCUUUAACAGUUGUGCCGGGCACUGCUGCUGUCUCGAUUCCACGUUUUUGUCGAACUUUCCGAUCCCUUGCGAUACGUCGUGCAGUUUUACUUGUAUAUUUUUAUCGUGCUGUUUUACGUCAUAUUGUCGUGGGUCGUCGUGGAAUCGUAACGGUGCCCCGUCAUAGCCUUAGUCUUAUCCAUUCUUUGAUUAUUUUAUCACCUUCUUGGCCUGCACUGCAGCAGGGACUCAGAGGGAGGACACGAACAUCAUUUCCGGGCCCGGUUCCAAUUUGCUUUCGUCGCCACUGUCGAGCACAGGCUAUUUAGACUAUAUUGAGUUGGCGUGGGGUCCUCUUGAUUCACCGUCUCUUUUUGUUGUGAACAAGAUAUCUGUUGUUUAGCCUUUUUUUGAUUGUUUUUUUACUUGCCCGUUUAGCCUGUAUAUCUGUGCGUCUAGUAGUAGUUGCUGGGCGUAUCCUCGUUGUUUCACUCACAACUAUUCGACCCUUCACCAUUGGGCAACGCUAUGGACAUUUUUUUUUUUUCCGUCCGAAGGGCGUGUGCUUCGGAAGUGGUGACAUCACCGACCCGCAUCUUCGUUGUACACAUUUGUACGUAAAUCGCGUCCUUGAGUCUUUGACGAUGGGGGCAUGGGGCAGAUAAAUAAACACAAUGAGCUACUUUCAUAUCUUGAGGUACUCCGUGUUGGGCCUCGGCGUUCCCUCCCCCCCUCCGAUGACGCCGACGCCGGGCUUCGUACUGCCGUUCCUCGUGUGUUGUACUGGCUAGGCGGCGGGUCGGGCCGUUCACCGCCGACCAUUCGACUAGAGCGAGCUAACCACUUUUGGUCUGCUUCGUGUCAUAGACCACCGAAAACAACGCCUCCACGGUUUUCGGGGCGGGGGGGGGGGUUGUCCGUGUUGUGCCCGUGGGGAAGUAUUCCUGGGAGAUUUUUUCAUGUUUUCGGGGAAAGGAUCGAGCAACUGCUGGAACAUGUAGGUGUAACUUGCCAUUUUUGGGUCAAUGGCGGUAAAUGGGAGAUAGAUGUCGGGAGUUUUGACCCUUGAUGAAUGUCUCUUGUUCGUGUCGCAAGUAAGUGUUGGAACUGCUUUCGUACGGCAACGUUAUAGCUGGCCUCUUCGUGCUCUCGGAGCGUUCUUGUCUACAUCGACACGUGUCGUCACAGAAGAUGUCGCGAAUCGGCAAAACGACCAUC